Molecule: messenger RNA, 2637 nt
Organism: Chiloscyllium plagiosum (whitespotted bambooshark)
Lineage: Eukaryota; Metazoa; Chordata; Chondrichthyes; Orectolobiformes; Hemiscylliidae
Source: RefSeq, a predicted model, not a curated record
GGGGGACCAGAAAUGUGAGCCAAGAUGGAGUCACGCAUCGGCUCCAACAAGGAACAAUUGUAGCCAAUGAGAGACUCAGAAAUGGAAUGAAACUAAAGAUAAGAUGGGAAACAGUAAAUCGAGUGCCUCGAAUGUACUAAACAAAACGUCUCAUGAUGUGAUCGUCAUUCAGUCACCUUUGGAACUUGCUAGCAAUGUUGUUGACCCCAUUCCUGCAACUUUGCCUUCAACAACACCACCUGAAGCCAGCUGUGGAGACCAUGAGGUGCCCAAGUCGUCUUUGAUAAAUGCAGAAGGAUUCAAAAGCAUAUUGGGGAUUGGACCAUUAAUUGAAAUUGCAGAAACAGGCAAAGCUCCCACAGAACCAGAAAAAGUCCCUGCAGAACAAGACACAACUCCCACAGAACCAGCUGAAGUUCCCACAGAUUCAGCCAAAAUCCCCACAGCACCAAGUAAUGUUCCUGCACAACUUGAUAGAAUUUUCACAGAACAAGAAAUAAUUCCUGGAGAACUACACAUAGUUCCAUCAGAACAAGACAAAGUCCCCACAGCUUCAGUCAAUGUCCCAGUUGAACUAAAGAAAAUCCCCAAAGAACAUGACAAUAUCUCUGCAGAACCAGACAAAAUCCCCGCAGAACCAGACAAAAUCCCCGCAGAACCAGACAAAAUCCCCGCAGAACCAGAUAAAGUCCCCACAGAACCAGACAACAUCCCUGCAGAGCCAGAUAAAAUCCCUGCAGAGUCAGACAAAAUCCCUGCAGAAGCAGACAAAAUCCCUGCAGAAGCAGACAAAAUCCCUGCACAGCCAGGCAAAGUCGCCACAGAACCAGACAAGGUCUCCUCAGAACCAGACAAAAUUCCUUCACAACUAGACACGAUCCCAGCAGAAGCAGACAAAAUCCCCACAGAACCAGAUGAAGUCCCCACAAAACUCGACAAAGUCUCCAUAGAAACAAACAAAGUUCCUUCACGACUAGACACAAUCUCCGCAGAACCGGAUAAGGUUCCUGCAGAAAGAGUCAAAAGCCCCAAUGAAAAAGACAAAAUCCCUGCAGCAACAUUCACAAUCCCUGCAGAACCAGGCAAGAUUUCUGCAGAGCCAGAAAAAGUCCCUGUAAUACCGGACAAAAUCCCUGCAGCACCAGAUAAAGUCCCUGCAGGAGCAGACAAAGUCCCCACAGCAACAGACAAAGUCCCCACAGCAACAGACCAGACGUCCGCAGUAGGGGACAAAAUCCCUGCAGCACCAGGGAAAGUCACCGCAGCACCAGAUAAAGUCCCUGCAGAAGCAGACAAAGUCCCCACAGCAACAGACAAAGUCCCCACAGCAACAGACAAAGUCCCCACAGCAACAGACCAGACGUCUGCAGUAGAGGACAAAGCCCCUGCAGCAACAGGCAAAGCCCCUGCAGCAAAAGUCAAAGCCCCUGCAUCAACAGGCAAAGUGUCCACAGCAACAGGCAGAGUUGCUGCAGCACUCAUCAAAAUCCCUGCUGCAAUAGGCAGAGUCCCUGCAGCAACAAGCAAAGUGCCUGCAGCAGCAGGUAAAGUCCAUGCAGAUCCUGACAAAGCCCGUGCAGCUACAGGCGAAAUCCCCACAGAGCAAGACCAUGUUCCCACUGAAGCAGCUAAAGAUUCAGCCAAGCAGAACCAGGCCCCCUCCAACAAACCUUUGGAGGCUGAAUCAAAAACAGUGAGUACAAAAACAGCUCCCUCAAUUUCAAAUGUUACCAACCAAAGCUCAGUCACUCAAAUGCCAUCUAAAAGUACCCUGAGCUGGGAGUCAACCAUGCGUUCCUCCAUCACAGCUGCAGGGACAAUGUCAAGCAAGUCAUCAAACAUAGAACCUGCAAUCUCAGCACCAAGCCUGCUGACUGCAAGCAAAAUCUUGACUUCACAAAAAACAGUGGAUAUUAAACAGACACUUGCAUGGGUCCCUGAGAGAGGAGGACCACCCCCUCCAGGGGCAGGAAAAGGUUUGGCAAUUUCCCAAUCUGCUCCCCUUCUGUCAGGCCCUGAGCAUCAACCCAGUGCCGAGCAGUUGGACCAGACCCUAUACGACAUCCUGUUCCACACUCCAUUGGCUGUGCCGGAUGGGAUGCUGGUGAAUGUUCCCGAGGAAGAUUUUGAGUACUGGGGGGUGCUCCACUUCCAUGGGCUGGAGGCAGCCCGAGACCUGAUCAGGAAACGGAAGGAUGAUGAAGAAAAGAAACGAAAGAAGGCAAGGCCAGUUUUAUACCGACCCUGAGAGUGAACAUUUCCCAGCUUUAAAGAGCACCUCUUACACUGUGGGUUCACAUGCAAGGACAAACACAGUGUCUUAAAUAGCUGGGUGGGUGUCUGAACCCCAGGAUAUUGACCAUUUCCCAGGAGUCCUUUGCAAGUGCCCUGUAGGAUUCCUGGGCUUAGUCUUUAUAUUAUGACAAUGGAUCAUGUCUCUCCCUCUCCCUCCAAAUUUGCAAUGGGCAGCCUUGAGUCAUCUACAUUAAAGUGUACAAAAGGAUUGAUGUAUAACAUAUGUAGCUUCUGUCUCAGGAUUUUCCCAGGCUUAAAAGUCGCCAUGUCCUUGCAAUGUUUGUCCACAAGUGGUUUGUAUGUGUCUGUGGUGCUAUCUUUUAUUUUGAAAUAAACAAUAAA